UUUCCUCAUAAGUCCGUGAUUACAGACAACGCCACAAUUAUCACCAGCUAGCGUUUGAAGUAUGAAUGUCAUACAAGGCUUGUUGGGAGCCGUUACACCGCUAUCCGAUGGUGAUUUUGCGGAUCGUCUCAAUUAUUGCGUAACUACCGUCGGCUUAGUGUUAGCGUCGGCAUUCAUAUCUGGAUGGAGCUUUGUCGGCUCACCCAUCCAAUGCUGGUUUCCAGCUUAUUACAAAGGAUGGUGGCAAGAAUACGCGUUAGAUUAUUGUUAUGUACAAAAUACGUAUUUUAUACCGAUGACAGACGUCAAAGUACAUAAUGCAUUCGAUUUUGCUAGUCAUAUGGUGGAAAUUCCGACAAGCUGGGCUGAUCGUGAAGAGAAGCAAAUUGGGUAUUACCAGUGGGUACCGUUUAUACUCGCCGCGCAAGCGAUACUUUUCUAUCUACCGGUGGUGAUAUGGCGAUCGAUAUAUGAAAGCUCUGGAUUCAAAGUUCGAGCGAUUUGCGAUACAUGCAGUAUGCAUGCAAAUAUGGAUGAAGGCACAAGGCAAAAGAAUAUGAAGACCAUCGCUGCGUUCCUCGUUCAGGAGCAUGCAGUAGCAUUGGUGAAAGCUGGAAAGGCUAGAAAAAUUUCUAGUGGAAGCUAUAUCACCAUCGUGUAUGUGUUUAUCAAAUUUCUCUACGCCCUCAACGCCAUCUUUCAAUUCAUCUUUCUCAAAAAUGUACUUGGUGUUAACUCUUACACUUGGGGAUUGGACGUAUCUCUCGACUUAUGGAACGGACGUGAAUGGCCUGAAACAGGAAACUUCCCCAGAGUAACGAUGUGUGAUUAUGACGUCAGAGUGCUCGGCAAUUUGCACAGGCAUACGGUACAAUGUGUAUUGAUGAUCAACAUGUUCAAUGAGAAAAUCUUUGUUAUUUUAUGGUAUUGGCUGUGUAUCAUGCUGGUAGUGAGUGUGUACAGUUUUAUCAAAUGGGCUGUGGCUAUGGCGACCACUACAGUAACCGGAAAAGCCUUGGUAAACAACUUCAUCCAACAGAUUGAUCCGACCGUAGCACGCAGCCUUCACAAACGUUCGCUUCUCCAGCAGUUCGUAUCCGAGAAGCUCCAAACCGAUGGGGUGUUUUUGAUCCGACUUGUUGCUGAAAACUCUGGUGACAUGGUCACAUUGGCGUUGUUGAAGACGUUAUGGGAAGAUUUUAUUAAACAGCGUGGCGAACAUCCACCACCAUACACUGAGCCAUUACUCGUGUCGAAUAAGAACAACAGCGAGUCUGGAUUGUAGAUCAGAAUUUUGACAAAUGUGUAGAUCACAAAAAAUUCUGUGUGAAAAUUUACGAAUUUCACUUGCACAAAAUAAACGAGCCGCUUCAAUGAGCUUUCUCUUUUAUGACAAUGUUUUU
Messenger RNA from Cylicocyclus nassatus, 1403 nucleotides. The record is from the annotation of a GenBank genome assembly. Lineage: Eukaryota; Metazoa; Nematoda; Chromadorea; Rhabditida; Strongylidae.